This is a messenger RNA of Stegostoma tigrinum, 1223 nucleotides long. RefSeq names its product ADP-ribosylation factor-like. Lineage: Eukaryota; Metazoa; Chordata; Chondrichthyes; Orectolobiformes; Stegostomatidae. Gene Ontology annotation, cellular component: cytoplasm; plasma membrane. Gene Ontology annotation, molecular function: GTPase activity; GTP binding. The coding region runs from base 172 to 711 and encodes 179 amino acids. Gene Ontology annotation, biological process: intracellular protein transport; vesicle-mediated transport. The record is from RefSeq and is a predicted model, not a curated record. The transcript has 5 exons.
AGGACGGACAGCCGGAAGACGUGCCCACGCAUGACAGGAUAAAUAGCUCCUCUCGCGCGGUUUGGAACUUGUAAGAGUGACGUGUUUUGCUGUGAGGAGUGGGAGGUGGUGGUAAACCUCCUAUCAGAAGCUUCUACUUUAUAAUUCACAAAGGAAAACAAUUGAUUAACCAUGGGAAUCUUGAUGUCUCUUAAAAAUUACUUGUUUUCAACAAAAGAAAUGCGCAUUCUCAUGGUCGGUCUGGAUGCUGCUGGAAAGACCACCAUUCUGUACAAAUUGAAGCUUGGUGAAAUUGUUACCACAAUACCCACCAUCGGUUUUAACGUUGAGACAGUAGAAUAUAAAAACAUCAGUUUCACUGUGUGGGAUGUUGGUGGCCAGGACAAAAUCCGACCACUGUGGCGUCACUACUUCCAGAACACACAAGGAUUGAUAUUUGUGGUUGAUAGUAAUGAUAAAGAGCGUAUGUCUGAGGCACGUGAGGAACUGAUGCAGAUGCUUGGAGAAGAUGAGUUGCGUGCUGCUGUUCUUCUUGUCUUUGCCAACAAACAGGAUCUGCCGAAUGCAAUGAGUCCAGCUCAAAUCACAGACAAACUGGGCCUGAAUGCCCUGCGCAGCCACGUCUGGUAUAUUCAGGCCACAUGUGCCACCAGUGGUGAUGGUCUCGACAAAGGUCUGGACUGGUUAGCUGCUCAGUUGAGACACAAGUGAGGACUGCUUUCUGAGGAUUGUUGGGAAAUAUUGACUCACUCGGUGAGGUGAAUUUAGCCACGCAAACUUUUUACUUCUAUCAUUUCCUUGGGGUGUGGUGUCUGCUGGUUACUGUCUUGAAUCAAGGAUACAUGCAAUAGUGUCUCUGAUUUUGCUGUAGUCUCCUCCAAGACUUGUCAAGCAGCUCCUGUUGGCUUAAUGUGAGAAAUUCAAAUUUUGAACUGGACCCUGUGGAAAGAUUUAAUGAACCAACAAUGCAUUAAGAUUUCAUUCAAUCAAUAGUGCACUUACUACAUUCCAAUAAGAUAUCUUUGCUUUUUUUAAACUGCACUUUUGACCACUUCUAUAAACUCUGCAAGCAUUUUGUUCAGUUCUCCUGUAAUUCAUUAUAGUCUCUGGAUUAGUAAAUUGUUCUAGCUAUUUUAGGUUUUUGUUUUAAUGCCUAACCAGUAACAGAAUAGGUACUGCGAAACUAGACUUAUUAAAUAUUUUACCUGUUCACCUCUGCAAAA